This is a messenger RNA of Betta splendens (Siamese fighting fish), 2462 nucleotides long. RefSeq names its product integumentary mucin C.1. The transcript is spliced from 8 exons. The coding region runs from base 671 to 1681 and encodes 336 amino acids. Lineage: Eukaryota; Metazoa; Chordata; Actinopteri; Anabantiformes; Osphronemidae. The record is from RefSeq and is a predicted model, not a curated record.
AUCGGGCACGAGAUUCACACUUUAAGAAAAGGGAACCCAGCUUUUUCCAGUGAAGCCCGGCUUUGACCCGGCAGGCCCGAUGGACGCUGUUGUCACUCAGUUUCCAGGGUGAAGAGCUCUGAGGAGGCUGAGCUGGGAUCCAAGGGAGAGGGGAAAAACACAAGCUGUGUCACUUAGUGGUUCUCCUGAGGGGCCCGGUCCGGGAACAAACACACUUUAAUUGUGUUCACAGACAAACCUCUGCAAGCAGGGACAUUUAUGACAUAAUUGGGAGUCACUAUAGAGGACUAGUCUUAGCGGGCGUUGCCUAAUGAGGAGGAGACCUGCCGAGUAAAACAUAUCCCAAUGCCAAUACCUAUGUUUUACUCAAAAUGUGAGAAAAACAUUCAUCAGCUUCUUGUAUUGUGAAUCAUGCGAACAUUCUGAGAUCAGUUUCAAGCAGAACAAUCGAAGGAUUGUGAAGCGUGACUUAGCUUUCACAGAUCAAACGAGCAGCCCAGGUGUGUGGCUAUGGCACAGAGACCAGCAGUUUGACCAUGUAAACCAUCAGGACCAUCUUCAGUUACUGCUGAUAGAAAUGUGCUUUUGUUGGUGCAAACUAAUAAACAUGUGGUAUAUUUAUUGAUUACAGGCUGGACAAAGGGUUCUGUCCUUUUAUGCCAAUGUGAUAAUGGCCCCGUCUGCUUUUAUAAAAAGUGCAGGUGUCCUGCCCCUUCUGCUUUUAGGACUCCUUCGACCCGCAGUGUUAACGAAUUUCACUGCUGUAUCUAAUGACACCCUCGCAACAAACUCCAGCGGCCUUGUCACCAAUACCACUGGAGCUACAACAACAAACUCCAGCGGCCAUGUCACCAAUACCACUGGAGCUACAACAACAAACUCCAGCGGCCAUGUCACCAAUACCACUGGAGCUACAACGACCACCAUGACCAGCCCUGUCACCGCUACAGCCAACAUGUCUGGAGUGCCUAUGCAUGAAAACACCACAAACGCUACAUCAAACAUGAGCCAUAUUUACUGCCCCUCAUUCAGCUGCAACCACUCAGACUGCUACAUGAUGUACAACAGUAGGAACUUCACUCCAUGCGGCGCCGGUCACUACUGUCAGCUCCAAAAGCAGAUGGGGAUGCACACGGUCGGCUGCAGCAGCUCCUGCGCUAACUGCACGGGCUCCAUGGCCAACUGCUCUGUGACCUGCUGUAACUUCACUGGCUGCCUCAACGGCAGCUUUGCCUCCAUGAUGCAAACAACUACCGCCCCAAUGACACAAACAACAACCACAACAACCACUACCACAACCUCCACUCCACAAACAACAAUGAACAAUGGCAACAAAUGCUACAAGGGAACGUGUACUGACACAGACUGUUACACUACCUUUAAAAAUACAGCGGCCCAAAUAUGCUCCUCAACCGAGAAACACUGUCAGCUGAAGAAGGACACGGUCGACUCCAAGGUGCAGUGGACCGCAGGCUGCACCACCAACUGCUCCACCCAGACCCCGUGCAAGGCCUCCACGCAGCCUCCGUGCCACCUGGAGUGCUGCAACGCCACCAUGACCUCCUGCCUGUGGUUGAAUGGAACUCUGAAUUUCCCUUCCUCCGCCACAAGAGGCCCUUAUCUCCACGCAGAAGUGGUCGUGUUCUUCCUUUGCCUCUUCACCAGCGCCUUCAUGCUGUGAAACACUGGCUGUGAGCUUCCUCAGCUGCUGCGCUUCGAGUGACUCCCACAGGCCUUUCAGAAAUAAUGCUUAGUACUGCAGACUUCAUUUACACUCAUUUAUUACAGUAAUAAUUGUAUAUAUUGUAUAUGUAUAGAGUUAUGUAAGGCCUCAUUUAUUGUAUUUGUGUAAUUUCUUGUUUUUCCAUAACUUUUCCCUCUGUUUCAAAGCCAACAAACACAUCAUUUCAAAGUAUUUCUAAAGAAACUGAAAAGAACAAAUUAAAAAUCAGCUAAAUAAUGUUGUUUUAAAAACUUGUCUUUUUGUUAAUAUUUGUGUAUUUUUAAAUAGUUUAUAAUUUGUUUAAACUAACUGAAUUCUGAUUUGGGCCUUAACUCCAAUAUGUCCAGUAAGUCCAGUGUAACUUAUUGAACUUAACUGAAUGAAUUUAAUGUUGGAUGUUGAAUAAAAUAAUUCUGAUGGCUUAGUUUCAUAAAGACUAUUUUAAACUAUCUUCUCCUCAGGACAUUUUAAAAGUAAUGCAGCUACAACUCUAGAGGCACUUUAUAAAAUACAAAUGUUCAGCUGUGAUAUAGUGAUGUGAAGGUUUGCUGAGACUCUAAAUGUUAUGAAAUAUGCAAAUCAUUGUUGGACGUCUAUGUGGUUUACAUGCAAGUAAUAUGACUAUUUUAUAGAAUGAAGAAGUCGUGGAAAAGUCAGUAGAAUCAGAAAUCAUUCUAGUUUUAUGUAUUGUACAAAAAACUUUGCAUAGCUAAUAAACUAUAUUUCUGAUUUACCUUUA